This is a messenger RNA of Manduca sexta (tobacco hornworm), 3504 nucleotides long. RefSeq names its product zinc finger protein 678. Gene Ontology annotation, molecular function: chromatin insulator sequence binding. The transcript is spliced from 4 exons. The record is from RefSeq and is a predicted model, not a curated record. Gene Ontology annotation, biological process: regulation of transcription by RNA polymerase II. Lineage: Eukaryota; Metazoa; Arthropoda; Insecta; Lepidoptera; Sphingidae. Bases 238 to 2445 code for a protein of 735 amino acids. Gene Ontology annotation, cellular component: chromosome.
UUAAGAAAACAUAUUCUUUUGUUUAUUUAAUUAUGUUGCUACAUUUUACAAUUUAAAAAUGGAAUGUGAAAGCAGUUUGGAAGAUCUUUUGUUUUUAAUUUGUUAGCGAAUAGUGGCGCAAAAUAUGAACAAAUUGGUGGGUAGUCGCACAUAUAAUUUAUUAAUUGCUCACGUAUUACCUCCGCAACUGCCUUUCUGCUACCGACACUGGCAUCGCACGUGUUUCGCAUCGCCAAAAUGGACCGGGAAAAGGAAAAUUCCGACCAGGACAACAAUUAUCCAGUCCUAUUGCUGCCGAAACGGUGCACAUCAUUGGAAACUAAUUGUGAGGUGACGGAUAAUGUGUAUAUAGACUUGAACAUCACCUCACCAGACACUGAAGGUAACGAGACAUGCAUCUACUCCGGCUUUUGCAACGUUAAACUUGUAGACAGUUACAAUGUUAAUUUGGAGCACAAUGACGAUAUAGUACAUGACUCUCCACCAAUGAAGGACAAUCAGACAUUUCCCACUUACAACCAGUCGCAAGUCUGGAUCGAUCCAGUCAGGAGUCCGUACGUAUACAACCAUUACGAUGGUAAGAUGCAAGAACGGUACUCCAUACGCCAAGAAACUCACACAGGGAACAUAAGGGUGGAACAGCACAACACUUACAUAACUCAAAAUGUCUACAACUGCACUGAGAAUGUACAAAUCUCACCAGACUUUGAACACAAAAAAUUCAGGAAGCACAACAACUCGCAGAGUCCUGAUCAGAACUAUAACUUGUACGAAGAAGAUGAGUUUGAGUGCGGAGUGUUUCUGUCUCAGUUGUCUGAGGAGAUUAUAAAUGAGAAAGAGAAUAGGGCUAGAGAGGAACGGAGGUUCAUAGGGCUCCAGAGUGAGAAUAAUGCUUUGAAACAGUUGAUGUCCAGUGAUAUACAAUCGGUGACAAAGCAACGGAAGACUAUAUUGUUUCUAGGUCAUGAUUCCCAGUCCGGUCAGACCAUACAGAAUAUAUCUAUGAAUGAUCCGUCACUGGAGUGCAUUGGGAAUGGAGAGAUUGAUCAUGAAGUUAUUAUUGAAGAUUCAUCAACAUCAUCAUCUAAUCCAAACCAGAAGAAAUACCAGUGCGACAAAUGUAAACAAAUAUUUGAUCAAAUAUCAACAUUCAAACAACACAUGGUGAGCACACACAAACACGUUUACGACAUCCAUUCCAGACCAAUAGGCGACGUGAAAUACAUGUGUAGCGAUUGUGGGAAGAACCUAAAGAACCAGGAGAAGUUCGAACUGCACUGCAUGGGGCACGGAAACCCGGAACUAGAAUGUAACAAAUGCCACAAAGUGUUCGCUUCAAAAUUCACUUUACGCACUCACCGUAAGAUCCAUAAUCGGAAAUACCCUUGCACGUACUGCACCCGAUCCUAUGCUACCUCCGAAGAACUGAGGCUGCAUGUAUCCAAAAUCCAUUUUGUGUUCAUGUGCAACAAUUGUCCUUAUACUGCUAAUAAAUAUUCCGAACUAAUGAUCCACUGCGCAAUUCACAAAGACUUCAAAAUCAAGGAGUCCAGCGAAACUGAUUUUGCUGAGUCAUUGACUGAGGAUUUGAGUGAAUCCGACAUAAUUGCUUCAUCACCUGAAGAGACUUUACUGCAGGAGAGGGAAGAGGAAACUGACGUGAAAAGGGACAUGGCUGAAGAGGCGGAUUCAGUGAUCGCGAAGGUCAUGUCCAAUAAGAUGUUCCUCUUGCAUGCUAAGAAGGCGCGGAGACAUCGCAAAUAUAAUAAAGUCUGCGAAGUCUGCCUGAAAACUUUUGAUAGAAUUGGCGACUUGAAACGACAUCUCAUAGAACACGUUAUACGAAGCACCUUAGCCAAGACCCCAGUCGGCAAAGACGGGACCCUGAGUAUCCAAUGCGAGGUCUGCCAAGCGGAGACCUUCACCAGAAUAGACAGGUACAAAGCACAUCUUAGAGAACACGCCAAAUUAACUUUAUACAAAUGUACGUUCUGCGACAAAUCCUUCAGCGAUUCCAGCAACUUCUCUAAACAUAAAAAGAUUCAUGGUACAACGUACUUUCAAUGCGAUUUAUGUUUAAGAAAGUUUAACUCCAAAAAGAUGAUCACUCAACACAUGGAAUACCAUAACAAACAUUCGCCUAUGAAAUGCAAGUAUUGCGGGAAGCUAUACCACUUUGAAUCUAUGCUUAACAAGCAUAUUAAAUGCACUCAUGCUAAGGAACUAUACACGAAGUUCAAGUGCAGGUUUUGCCACGAGUACUACAAAACUUUGAAGGAGAAAUGGGACCAUGAAUGGACCAUACACAAUGUGAGAAAAAUGGUCGUGGAUUGCUUGGUGUGUGGCAUGAAGUUUAGGAAGUAUUCUGAGCUUAAACGUCAUUGUUAUGAUGAUCAUGAUAUGGAAAUACCUCCGGCGAAAAAACUGAUGAACAGGCUUGAAUAAGAAGGCUGGACCUUCAUAACACACCUACUUAGCCCCAAUUCUGUGUAUAUCUCAUUAUGACCUGUAUCAGUAAUUCCUUAUUUCGUAAUUACCUUCCAUGGGGUUUCUAACACAAAAUAUAUGCCUUAUGAUCCAGGAAGAAACAAAGUAUUUAAGAUUAUGAAAUCGUUAUAGGUUAUUGUUUUUAGUUUAAAUCGUGUGAUUUUUAAGACUGAUAUUUAGAUCAAACAGCCACCUUUUAUAGGGGCCUAUCUAUAAGUAUUUUUAUUCAUACUUUUAUACACAAAACUAUAAGUAAAUCUAUUGAGAAAAAGAUGUACACUGUACAUGUAUUGUUUUAGUAAUAAGAUAGGUAUUUACUAUUUACAUGUUAUAUUAUUAUAGGAUAAUCAAAAUACAUUUACAAUAUUAUAGAACGCAAGCGACCGUAAAUAUUAGGUUCAAUAAGUAAUUCUAUCUCUUUCAUAAUUUCAUAUUAUUGGCUUAGGUCCGUGCUAACCUUACUUCCAGAUAGGAGAUAUUUAAAAUAUAAAAAUAAUAACCAUACAUUCAGUACUUAAUGUCAGUACUUACAAAAAAAACUAUAUUAAAGUUUGUAUAGUCGUCUGUAACAGGAUAUUUAAUUUGUUUAUGAAUAUUUAAUCAUAUUCUUGUAUACACAAUGGAAAGGAUGAUGCGUUUUUACUGCCGAUUUCUCAUCAACGAUCUCCGACAAAAAUCGGUCGUCCGAUAGAAAUAAUCGGUCCUCUGCGUUCGACGUGGAUUGUAAAAUUAAUAAGGGAAGGUUGUGCUGAUUUUAUAAGAUCCAAACAUGACAGAAAUAUAAGUAUUUUAUAUAUUAUCAAAAAAAUAUUUUAUGCUUUAAGUUUUUGAUUUGGUUCCUUAGUUUUUUUUAUUUAGGUAUGAUAUAUUUAUUUUCAUAUACAUACAUAUAAACACUACUUUUUUAUACGCAAGUACAAAAGUAUAAUGAUUUAGAUUACUUAAGAUUCUUAAAUCAAAGUUUUCGAGAAAAAAAUAUUUUAUUAAUGAUCUCAACGUAAAGUUUUGUAUUCUUUG